This is a messenger RNA of Cajanus cajan (pigeon pea), 417 nucleotides long. Lineage: Eukaryota; Viridiplantae; Streptophyta; Magnoliopsida; Fabales; Fabaceae. The record is from RefSeq and is a predicted model, not a curated record.
AUGAGAGCGCACAAGAUGGAGGUGGCAGACGCGUGUGACAUGUUCGCAAGGAAGCGCCAGAGAGGGGUUUGCAUCUUGAGCAGCAUUAGAACUGUCACCAACAUCAAUCUCAGGCAAUGGACUUCUCCUGGUUUUGUCGUUACCCUCCACAAAAGGUUUGGGACCUUGUCCUUCUCGGGCUCCUUGCUUUUGCCGCUGGUUGCUUCCGAUUUGACCAUUUACCUGGCCAAUGGCCAAGGCCAGGUGGUGGGAGGAAGCGUGGUUGGAAUACUGGUUGCUUCGGGGCUUGUGGUGAUCAUGGUGUUGCUUCUGUUGUGCUCGUCCUUGGUGGCUUGGAAUUGGUGUUGCUGGUGGUGGUGGUGCAAGUGUAGAUCCCUUGUGAGAAAAGGAGGGGGCCGGGAGAGAGUGGGCAAUUAA